CAAGAUGGCGGCAAGUGACGAGAAUAUGUCAUGUGUAAUAUGCAAAAAAGGAGUUAAAAGCACGGAUAUAAUUUUAGUGUGUGGAUUGUGGUGUAGAAAAUUCUUCCACAAUGACUGUGUCGGUAUCAGCAGCAGUGAAGCUCGUGCUGUAACGAGUACAAACGAGCAAAUUAAGUUUCAUUGUGAAGCCUGUGAAAAGAGGUUAGGUAUCGAACUUUUCGGCGGAAAAGAAACGCAUGGACCAAAAAAAUUUGAAAACUGCGUAAACAACUGUGUCAAUUUAUUUCAGCUCGUACAAAGCCUUAUCAAGAUGACAAAUGAACUAUCAAACAAUAAUUCAGUAAUAAAUACAAAAUUAGAUACAGUUCUCACUUCAAAUGCACGAUUAGAAGAAUAUUUCUUACAAACGCCAAAAUGUUUUGAAAACCCAACUAAAGAAACCACUAACAAUAGCGUAGAACACGUAGAAAAUGAUACUACUAUACAAAUGGAAAUUCGUGAGCAAAACGAUGACACGAACUCGCAUAACCGAAGUGUAAACAGUAAACAAACGGAGCGUUGCGCGUCAGAGCUCACAAGACGGCGACAACAACAAACUGAUGACAACAGUUCGCAGCAUAUUGCAAGUGGUUAUCCCAAUCGGUUAACCGACCGCCAACAACAAAAGGUUGCAGAGCAAUUCAGUUCAAAUUGUCUGCAGGACUGGGAGAUGCCAGAUGGACAUGGUAGUAUGCAGGAUCCACAAAACACUGACACAGAGAAGACUGCACCCGAAGAAGGUGGAAGUACUGUUAGCAGUGAGAUGAUUGUCAAACAAGAGCCAGAAUACCCAUCUUCAGAAAAUUUUCCUGUGCCUAUCACAUUCAAUACUUUGAAAAUAGAGGUUGUGGAAGAUGAAGAGAAGGCAGUCAGCGAUGCCUUUCAAGAGGAAUAUUCACCUUCUGAAGAUUUUCUUGGGCCCAGCACAUUCAAUAUUGAGAAGAUGAGGGAUGAUGAAGACGAGGGGUCAGUGAACGAGGACGCCUUUAACGAGUUCAACCAUGGAGUGGAGUUGACAAGUAGUGGUGGUGAACCAGGAAGUACUAUCCCUGUUGACAUGGAGGACAACAAGAUCAGUGAUGGCAGUGGCAGAUUGGUUACCAAUGUCACACUGUCUAGAGGAACAUGCAACAGGAUACAACGCACUAGCCUGCAGGAAACAUCUUGUUUGAAUGAGUUUGUUAUUAGGCAUCUAAGGCAAAGAUGUGACAUCUACAGUAAGACGUUUUCACGGUUGCAGGACUUGAAGGAGGACACAGAUGUGGACAGAUGUGAAUUUCUGCUUUCCUGCAACUUGUGUCACAAAGCAUUCACAAGUAGUAGUAGUCUGAAUAAACACUUUAGAGUGCACACUGGCAAAAAUCCAUACGAGUGCAGCAUUUGCAACAAAACAUUCGUACAAUACCAUAAACUGAAGCAGCAUUUACUGGUGCAUACUGGCGAACGCCCAUACGUUUGUGGUGUGUGCAACAAGCCAUUCGGCCAAAAAAAUAAACUGAAGCAGCAUUCACAGAUACACACAGGUGAACGUCCCUACAUCUGUGAAGUGUGUCAGAAGAGAUUCAGGUGCAACAGCCACCUGAAGGAACAUCUGCGACAGCACACUGGGGAAAGACCAUACAGUUGCAACAUUUGUCAGAAGAAAUUCACUUGUAAAGGUAACAUGAGAAAACACGUACUUACACAUGACAAAACAACCAUAUACACAUGAUGUGUUUCCAAAGGGACUGACAAUGUGCUGUAUGCUGGAGAAGAUUUCAAUUCUGUGUGCAGGACACUUAAGCACAGCUUGUAAGUAGACUCUACAGCUGUUUAUAUGACUGACGUAUUAAGUUGAAGAGAAGAAUUGACUUAAAAAUGCAAGAGUAAACUUGUAUCUAGCAUGA
This is a messenger RNA of Schistocerca serialis cubense, 1925 nucleotides long. RefSeq names its product zinc finger protein with KRAB and SCAN domains 8-like. The transcript has 7 exons. The record is from RefSeq and is a predicted model, not a curated record. NCBI's taxonomy places the organism in Eukaryota, Metazoa, Arthropoda, Insecta, Orthoptera, Acrididae. Bases 5 to 1750 code for a protein of 581 amino acids. Gene Ontology annotation, cellular component: nucleus.